Messenger RNA from Drosophila sechellia, 2934 nucleotides. RefSeq names its product sodium- and chloride-dependent GABA transporter (gene Gat). Gene Ontology annotation, molecular function: gamma-aminobutyric acid:sodium:chloride symporter activity. Bases 173 to 2083 code for a protein of 636 amino acids. The transcript is spliced from 10 exons. Gene Ontology annotation, biological process: nitrogen compound transport; sodium ion transmembrane transport; amino acid transport. NCBI's taxonomy places the organism in Eukaryota, Metazoa, Arthropoda, Insecta, Diptera, Drosophilidae. The record is from RefSeq and is a predicted model, not a curated record. Gene Ontology annotation, cellular component: plasma membrane; neuron projection.
AGUAUUAGGUAGCUUAGCUACUCAGUUUAAUACCAGCAAUUGCCCUGCGAGGGUGCUGUUUCUGUGACUCUGAACCUGAACAAAGUCAAAAACGAGAGCAAAAGCCGCAGUGUUUGAUUGUCCUAGACUAUCCGUUUGUCGUCCUUAAUACUCAUUAAAAUUUAUUGUCAAAAUGUACACAAACUCCGCAAGUGAUGGUGACGGAGGAGGAGAUGUGCGUAAGCACGAAUCUCUUGAAAUGAGUAAAGAAUUGGGCCACACAACCAGCUUGCAGUCCAGCCCACCUACAACUACGGACACGUCCAAUAAACAGCAGUUGGUAAAAAUUGAGCAACUCCCCGAUCGCGGAUCAUGGUCUUCCAAAAUGGAUUUCAUACUAUCAGUAGUGGGCCUAGCUAUAGGUUUGGGAAACGUUUGGCGAUUUCCCUAUUUGUGCUACAAAAAUGGAGGCGGUGCAUUUAUAUUACCAUACAUUAUAACGCUGUUUUUGGCAGGUAUUCCAAUGUUUUUCAUGGAACUAGCUCUUGGUCAAAUGUUGACAAUUGGUGGACUCGGUGUAUUCAAAAUUGCACCCAUAUUUAAAGGAAUUGGGUAUGCUGCUGCUGUAAUGUCUUGUUGGAUGAAUGUUUACUAUAUUGUCAUUCUUGCUUGGGCGGUAUUUUACUUCUUCAUGUCGAUGAGAGCAGAUGUCCCUUGGAGAACGUGCAACAAUUGGUGGAACACAGUCAACUGUGUCAGUCAAUAUGAAAGGAAAAAUUUGCAUUGCUGGGAUACGAUUAUCAACGGCACCACGCAAAAGGUUUGCUCCGUAUCUGCUCUAAACAUAACAUCUUUAGAACUCACAGAUCCAGUCAAAGAAUUUUGGGAGCGGCGAGCUCUUCAAAUAUCGCAUGGUAUUGAGGAGAUUGGAAAUAUUCGCUGGGAGUUGGCUGGAACUUUAUUACUCGUUUGGAUCCUCUGCUACUUUUGUAUUUGGAAGGGAGUAAAAUGGACAGGGAAAGUAGUAUAUUUUACUGCCUUGUUUCCCUACGUUCUCCUGACGAUUCUACUGGUUCGCGGAAUUACAUUACCUGGCGCUUUGGAGGGCAUUAAAUUUUAUAUAAUUCCAAACUUUUCAAAGUUGACCAAUUCUGAGGUGUGGAUCGACGCUGUCACCCAAAUAUUUUUCUCAUACGGGCUUGGACUCGGUACUUUGGUGGCGUUAGGAAGUUACAACAAGUUUACCAAUAAUGUCUACAAGGACGCGCUUAUUGUCUGCACAGUCAAUUCUAGCACCAGUAUGUUUGCUGGAUUCGUAAUAUUUUCGGUAAUAGGAUUUAUGGCUCACGAGCAACAGCGACCAGUGGCUGAUGUAGCCGCAUCAGGACCUGGCCUUGCAUUUCUUGUUUAUCCAUCGGCAGUUCUGCAGUUACCAGGGUCUCCAAUGUGGUCUUGCCUCUUUUUCUUCAUGCUUCUGCUCAUUGGAUUGGACUCACAGUUUUGUACAAUGGAGGGCUUUAUCACUGCCAUUAUUGAUGAAUGGCCGCAGCUGCUGCGGAAGCGGAAAGAAAUAUUUAUUGCUAUUGUAUGCGCUCUUAGCUACUUAGUGGGCUUAACCUGUAUUACACAAGGUGGCAUGUAUAUCUUUCAAAUAUUGGAUUCAUAUGCAGUUAGCGGUUUUUGCUUACUGUGGCUCAUAUUCUUUGAGUGUGUUUCAAUAUCUUGGUGCUAUGGAGUGGAUCGAUUUUAUGACGGAAUAAAGGAUAUGAUCGGAUACUAUCCCACUGUUUGGUGGAAGUUCUGCUGGUGUGUCACAACGCCCGCUAUAUGCUUGGGAGUGUUUUUCUUUAACAUAGUUCAGUGGACUCCUAUUAAGUACUUGGACUACAGCUAUCCAUGGUGGGCGCAUGCUUUUGGUUGGUUUACGGCGUUGUCAUCAAUGCUUUACAUACCACUUUACAUGUUUUGGUUGUGGAAACGAACUCCUGGUGAAUUGAGUGAGAAAAUUCGAGCUCUUGUACGGAUAGACGAGGAUGUAACCCGGUUACGUGAGAAAAUGCUGAGAGAAGCUUAUGUCAAGGAGAUAGAAUUUAAUUCUUUAUAGACGUUUUUAAGUUAUCUCAUAUUGUUGUAAGGUACUUUUUGUUUGGCCAUUCAAUCAGUUAAAUUUAUUUAAAUUAAUUUUCUACAAUUUGGAAAAAGACAACUUAUUUUGAAAGUUUUCCUUUUCUUAAAACCAACUUCCCUAUUUUGACAUUUGCAAUGAAUCAUUGUAACAGUUUUAUAUUUUCAUUUAUGUUCCCUUUAUAACUCAGAACUAGUCUUUUUAAUCAAUCGCAAGGGGUCAAGGUUUUUCAAUGGUUAUUGCAGUGUUUUUUGUCGUACUUACUUAAGGUGGUAUGCCAGAAAUAUCUAGAGUAAUUAGAAUCACGAAUUUCUGAAUAUUCUGCUUCUGAAGCAUAAACAUAUAUAUGAAGAAUCCAUGGAGUUCUAAAAGCCAUUUGUCCCUCAUGUUUCAUUGUGUGAAUCACGCAUUAAAGAAUACGUGCAAAAGAAACAUUAUAUAAACAAUGUCCGUAUAUUCAGCAGCGACAGAGAGAAAUUUUAUUUAUAUAUGCAUCCCUUCCAUUGUAAGUUUUAGUCCGCAGCAAUAGACCCAGGAUGUUUUUUGCAUGGCUUAUCAAGAAUGACUUCCAGAUCUACAUGGCUUUAACAUGUCAACAGCAAAAUCAAACUUUGGCUUUAUCAGUGAGAUAAACAUCUUUUUUCAAAACUAUUACAGAAUAGAAAGGGUUUUGAGAUCUAGUUGUGUUUAGAAAUAAGAUAUAUUAUCCGCAAUGAAAUUAUGUAAUGUAAUGUUAUGUAAUAAGAUUGACACCAUAUAUAUACAGAACUAUUUUUGACAAUGUGCUUCAGGCAUUGCUAUGUAAUUUAUCUAUAAAAUGUCAAUAUGUU